Colletotrichum costaricense is the source of this 2802-nucleotide messenger RNA. RefSeq names its product polarity establishment/cellular polarization. Gene Ontology annotation, molecular function: calcium ion binding. NCBI's taxonomy places the organism in Eukaryota, Fungi, Ascomycota, Sordariomycetes, Glomerellales, Glomerellaceae. Gene Ontology annotation, cellular component: membrane. The transcript has a single exon. The record is from RefSeq and is a predicted model, not a curated record. Bases 1 to 2802 code for a protein of 933 amino acids.
AUGGCAAUGUACGUGAUGUUGUCUGUGUUCCUGAGUCUAGCUGCGCUUGCAGGAGCCGUACCAGUCGUUUACUUCCCAUUCAACUCUCAGCUACCACCUGCGACGAGGAUAUCGGAGCCAUUUUCGUACACUCUUUCACCUCAAACGUUUUCUUCGCAAUCCCGACUAUCUUACAGCCUCCUGAACUCGCCGGCAUGGCUUUCGAUCGAUGCUAGCACCGGCCGGCUCUCUGGAAUCCCCGAAGACAAAGAUGUUCCGGCAGGAGAAGUUGUGGGCAUCCCGGUGGACAUCGUUGCAACGGACGAUUCUGGGUCUGCUACGAUGACGGCCACUCUCGUGGUGACGAGGAGGCCUACACCCAAGCUCAAUAUCCCGCUAUCAGAGCAAAUUAAGAAUUUCGGUGAUACAUCAUCGCCAUCUGCCGUCGUGGCCUCUCCCGCCUCCGACUUCUCCUUCACAUUCGCCAAGGACACGUUCUCUUAUGCUGGAGAUGGGCUAAACUACUACGCCACUUCCGCAGAUAGCAGCCCUUUGCCUUCGUGGAUCAAGUUCGACGCUGGCAGCCUCACAUUUGCCGGGAAAACACCACCAUUCGAGUCUCUCGUCCAGCCGCCCCAAAAAUUCGACUUCAGCCUCGUUGGUUCUGACAUUAUCGGAUUCUCGGCUGUUUCCGUUGUGUUCUCCAUCGUUGUUGGUGCCCACAGAUUGACAACAGACACGCCUACAAUCGAAAUCAACGCAACGCGCGGGACGAAUGUGUCAUAUACUGCACUCGCCGGUAGUAUCAGGUUGGAUGGGAAUUCUACAACGCCAUCCGAGCUGAACCUCACCGUAUCCGGCCUUCCGAGCUGGCUCUCGGUCGAUAAUAAUACUUUCGAAAUCCAGGGUAAUCCCCCCGAGGAUGCAAAAUCUUCAAACUCUACGCUCACUUUCCGGGAUGUAUACUCUGAUACUCUUGACAUUAUUCUAUCGGUGUCCGUCGUUACGCGAAUCUUCCGGAACACAAACUUGAGCAUCGAGGCGACACCGGGAAAGAACUUCACCUUCGACGUGGAACCGUAUCUAUGGACGCCUUCAGACAUUGAUCUAAGUAUCGACUCCUCAGCAGACUGGGUCAAUGUCGAUGGCUUGGUCAUAUCGGGAAUGCCGCCCAAGACUACAUCCCCCGAGAAUAUUACAGUCAACGUCAAGGCGGCAUCAAAAAGCUCAGAGGAGACCGAGACGGUGACGGCAGACUUGGAAGUCUUACCUCUACCAGCCACUACUACCACCGAUUCUCCCACAUCUUCUACUAAGCCAACAAAUCCCGCGCCUACAAGCGAUCCGCAACAAGGCUUGAAAGCUGGUUAUAUCGCACUGGCGAUUCUCUUACCACUUCUAUUCCUCGCCAUUGUUGUCCUCUUAAUCAUAUGUUGCCGGAGGAGGCAAAAGCGAGAAUCGAUCCACGAGAACUUCAAAAACAGCAUAUCGGAACCAGUACCUGGAUCGUUUGUGAUGAACGGAGGGGCUCACAGCAGAGACGGAUCAUCGGUUGGGGAUUUGAAGAAGCCUGAGGACAAUCGACGCAGCAGGGGUUAUUUCAACUCUGCUGUACAAAAGAUGAGACAAUCGAGGACGCUUUCAACCAUUACCGGCUCUCGUAUGUCACAGUCAAAUACGAACAACCGCUCAUCAUACUGGAGGGGAUCUGAAAGAAGCCCUACGCCGAGAUCCCCAUCCGUCACGUCGUCCUGGCUUACAGAGGGCGUCCUGUUUCACCCUCAGCACACGCAUCAGGGAUCGACGAGCACCUACGACGGCCCGAGUGACGUGCUAUCUGGAUCUUCUGGCUUUCUCCAGGGUCAACGAGAUGAUUCUUUCCGGAGCGUGCUGGACGUCACCAUCCCGUCUAUAAAUGCGGAAACAAGUAGUAUCCAGGCAACACCUGACCUUGCUUACACGAGCCCGUGGGGAGAGCCAUCCAGAUUGACCCUCGACAGGUCGCAGCUGCUACCGGGCGCCUCUGGCUCUGAAAGUCUGGCCUCGAUCCCAGAACAGCCAACGCCAUUGGGCUCAAAUCCCACGAAUGGCAAUAGGUUUUCGCCGUCACAACGACCACGGAAAGCUUUUCCUAUCAUGAGUGACUUGGGAUCACAAAGCAGUCUUCGCAGCUCGAGAUCGGGAUCAGGAAGGGGCAGGUUCGUUCGGCAGGAUUCAAGGCCGGAUUCGCGUCAUGGCUCAGUUUCACGACCGAUCAGCAGGAAGUCUGACUCAAGUCCCUUCUUCGGCGGUCGCUCAGUCGUUCCCUCGCGCAACAGGUACAUUCUGGACAGCGACGACUCUGAUUCCCUCGAGUCGGCCAGGGGUACGGAGAACUGGCGGACGAUACCGCCACCGAGAGACUCGCUCGGCAUCGCCUACGAGGAAUUGACACGAAGCUCUCCCUUUAUGAGACACACGCCAUCGCUGUCUCCUCGGCCUCUCAGCAUCAUCAAGAAAGACUCGAGCGGGCCGGUGAACAGGGACAGCCGGGUAGGCAAGCAAACUCCUCUGUCACGGCAAUCAUCAUCCAGCUCCAACAUCAUGGCCGGACGCUGGAACAGGGACUCUCUCAUGCAGCGACGUGCCUCGGGCAACCGGCCUGAUUACGCAUCAUCAAGGGCAAGCAGCGAAGUGCUGGGCAAGGGGAAAGGGCUGGCGCGAUACUCGUCGGGGCCCGAGUCGGAGGGAUCUGGCUGGGUGACGGAAGCCGGAACAGUGGGGAACAAGGGUCCUCGGAGUCGGCGAGACAGCAGCAGUGAGGAUUUCCGCGUGUUCAUGUGA